UCGGUCAUCGUCCAAAAAUUCUAUACACAUCUCAAGAAAACGCCCGGAACACACAAGCUGGGCGUCCUCUACGUCGUAGACCAAGUAGCACGGGAGUGGUUGAAGAAGGCCAAGGCUCUGGGACAGUUUCCCAUAAAUUCUUCAGCGCAAGAUGGCACAUAUGCUGCGGGCGUGCAUAGAUUGACUGAACUCAUGCCCACUCUGAUGAACGACAGCAUCUCGGCGGCUCCAGAAGAUCAAAAGGACAAGAUCAAGAAACUGCUCGAUAUUUGGGAGAAGGGCGAGACGUUUCCCGCUGCCAUGGUUAGUUCCUGGCGGGAGAAGCUCAAUGCUCCCCAGCCGACACGUAGGUCAUCCAAGAUGUCACCGCUUCUUUGUGUAGAUGCACCUCUGACAAGACCCCUGCCAACAGUCCAAUCAACAACACCUCCCGGAAGCCCUCCCCCCAACCUGAUGGCUUCGCUUGGUAUUGGAAGCAAGCCGCCUGCACCGCCAGCAACGCAAAGCAACCCUCUAAACAUUCUUGAGACCCUUGCCAACCUGGCUCGCCAAAAUGCGCCCAGUACACAGAGUAAUCACUCGGCCGGGCCAGUCCCGGCUCCGGCCCCUCCCGCGGCCCCAGUCCAAGCUCCAGUUCAAGCCCCGGCCCCGAUUGCGGCUCCGGCCCCUGCUCCGCUGCCUGCAGCCUUGUACGGCAUCCUUGGUAGCCAGCCUGGCAAUAGCGCCAUGCAGCCUGCUGCUCCGCCUGUCAACAUGUCCACAUUGCCACAUGCCUUUCCACCACCCAUGGCAGCUCCUCAGCCUGCCCAUUUCCCACCACCCGCAGCACCUCCAGUGCUCAAUGGUGCGGCCAAUCCAGCUGCCAAUCCGGCGGCCGUCCAGCUAUUGAGCGCUUUGCUGGCCCAAGGUGUACCUGUCGAACAAAUCGCCAGCGUAAUGCAGCUCAUGACCCAAAACACUGCGGCUACCGCAUCUCCAGCCGUCCCACAAACCGGCUUCCCGCAGCCACCUCAAGCCGCUUACCCCGGCUACCCAGCUCCUCCCGUCAGUGCCGGCCCUGGUCCAGCCCCCUGGGAAGCGCCCAGACAUGCAGCCGACUCCCGUGAUCGCAACGGCUAUCACUCACCGGAGCGUGUUCCCCGUGGUAGAUCCCGUUCCCGCUCGCCGGGACGCUGGGACGCCAGAGACUCACCCCGAUCCCGCCGCAACGACCGCGGAGGAUUCGACUACAACCGUCCAGCCUCGCCAAACCGGGGUUACAAUGAUGACAGGGGAUAUCGCCAGCGCUCGCCCCAGGGCAGGAGAGGUAGCCCACCAGAUAACUUUUCCCGCCAACAACAGCAACAACAACAACAAGGACCGCCACAGCCCAACGGAGAAAAAUGGGUCGAUCACGACCCUACCGUUCCCCCUGGCCACUUCAAGGUCUUGUCGCGAACCCUUUUCGUUGGCGGGGUCAUGGUUUCCGAGCCCGAAUUACGGGAAAUCUUCUCUCGCUUCGGCGAGGUCCAAAGUGCCAUUGUUCACAAGGAGAAGAGACACGCCUUUGUGAAAAUGUAUUACAGGAAAGAUGCCGAAAAGGCCAAGGCGGCCAUGUCGGAGGGCGGGGCGAGGGGGAACGAGCUCCGGACGAAGUGGGGAGUGGGCUUUGGGCCCCGGGAUUGCAGUGAUUACGGCACUGGAAUUUCUGUUAUUCCUAUUCAAAAGCUCACGGAAGCGGAUAGGAAGUGGGUGUUGACUGCGCCGUACGGCGGUAGUGGCGGGAGGCCAAUUGUGACGGGGAUGGUGGUGGAGGAGCCGGAUAUUGAGAUUGGUGCGGGGGUGUCGAGUAAGGCGAUCUCUAGGAGGAUGCAAACUGAUAAAGGCGGGAGUCACGGGCCUAAGUCAAGUAGGCGGGAGGAGGACCAUCACCAUGAUGGGGGGUAUCAGGGUGGUGGUGGUGGUGGUGGUGGUGGUGGUGGCGGUGGUGGGAGAGGGGGAUGGGGAGGAGGGAAGAAGGAUAGGGGUGGAAGGGGAGGGGGUUUUGAUGGGAAGAGGGGAAGUCAUGGCGGGAAUGGAAACCAACAGAAUGGCGAUGAUCCAAUUGUUAUGGAAUUGCCGCCGGGAAUCCAAAUGAGUAGGAAUGGGCCGGUCUUUCAGGGGUUUAAUGGUGGUUAUUAG
Messenger RNA from Podospora anserina S mat+, 2160 nucleotides. RefSeq lists its product as uncharacterized. The transcript has 2 exons. The record is from RefSeq and is a predicted model, not a curated record. NCBI's taxonomy places the organism in Eukaryota, Fungi, Ascomycota, Sordariomycetes, Sordariales, Podosporaceae. Gene Ontology annotation, cellular component: nucleus. The annotation marks the transcript as partial. Gene Ontology annotation, molecular function: RNA binding.